UCAGUCUGACCAGACAGAGGGAAUAGAAAACAUGGCUUCAAGCAUUCAGUAUCAGAAAGGAGAAAGACCGGAGCUGGCAAAACAUGACAGCUCUGUCCUGGACCUGGCGUUCGCUAUGGACUGUACAGGUAGCAUGUCUUCUUACAUAAACAGUGCCAGAGACAACAUUAGGAAGAUAGUGGAGGAAAUCGUAGCAGGCGAGAAGAGUGAUGUUCGUCUGGCUUUGGUGGAAUACCGUGAUCAUCCUCCACAAGACACUUCAUUUGUAACGCGAGUCCAUGAUUUCACUCCAUCUGUAUCGACAAUGAAGAAAUGGCUGGACGCUUGUAGCGCCAGCGGUGGCGGUGAUACUCCGGAAGCUGUGGCAGACGCUUUGCAUGAUGUACUCAAACUCAGUUGGCGGGAAAAUGCCACAAAAAUAUGUGUGUUAAUAUCUGAUGCCCCGCCCCAUGGUUUGAAUCCAAGUGGGGACCACUUUCCGGAAGGAUGCCCAGCAGGGCUUGAUCCUAUGGUUACAGUGCGGGAACUUGCGGAAAAGGGUGUUACUCUGUACUCCGUAGGCUGUGAGCCAGCGAUAAAUCAAUAUAGAGAUUUCUUUAUGGCGCUGGUUUACAUUACAGGUGGACAAUACGUUCCUCUGGCCGGAAGCAAAAUGCUCGCACAGGUUAUCGUUGGUGGCGCGAAAGAAGAAAUGUCCCUCGAAAAAUGGAUGGAAGAUGUGAAUGAGGAGAUUAAGAAAGAAAUGGACGCUGGUAGAGAGAUUGAUGACGAAGAGAUGUCUCGUGUGGUUCAUGCAAAAUUGGCAUCUAAAGGAGCUGUUGCUCAUCAGUUAAUGCAAAAUAAAGCGUCAUUGAAACACGAAAGUGAGGAGGUCAGAAAAUACUCAGAAAUCACCAAUAUGGCAGACAUACGCAAAAACUAUAAAAUGGCCGCAUAUGCUCCGUCAAUGGCUCGAAGCGAAGAUGUAUACGAAUGUGAAGAAAGUGGACAUACUAUAGCACAAGCGAAGAGGAUGGUACAAAAAUCGAAAGCCCGGAUGAUGAAAAAAUUUUGAAGAAAACCCUGCCAUAAAUGUAGAACUUUGUAUCUUUGUUAGAAAUGAAGCUCGGUGAUAUUAAUCAUGUAUAUGACGAUUAAAAUACAUGUACAUGCAUUUUGUAACCCUUGCACUUGCAUUUAAUGCCAAUAUACAUGUAUGCAUUCCUAUAUCUGUAGCUGAUAACAGCUUUUUUUUAAUUGAUAUUGUACUUUUCAUUCAAUUUUUUUUUAGAAUGUCAUAUUUUGAAAACUGUGUACAUAUACAUGCAUGAGAAUGAAGAACGAAAAUAUAUACUACAUGUAUAUGUUGAGACGGUUUUUUGGCCAAACAACAAAAAUUCCUCGCUUUUUCAUACGAAUCCCAGUUUUGGUUCAGACAUUGUAAUACUAGUGUUCAAAGUACUUGUACAUUUCUUGCAUUAUCAAACAAUAUUAAAAAAAAAAGGCAUAUCAAUCAUUUAAAUACUGUUGUGACAAUAAAAACAAAACGUCCA
Molecule: messenger RNA, 1532 nt
Organism: Saccostrea echinata
Lineage: Eukaryota; Metazoa; Mollusca; Bivalvia; Ostreida; Ostreidae
Exons: 2
Coding region: 32-1054 (340 amino acids)
Biological process (GO): peptidyl-threonine phosphorylation
Cellular component (GO): cytoplasm
Molecular function (GO): protein serine/threonine kinase activity
Source: RefSeq, a predicted model, not a curated record